AUGGGAUUGGACGAGGCGGCCGCGUGGCUGCUCGCUGUGCAGACAGCGCAGAUGAUGUGGCGAUGGCAGGAGGCGGGAGCAGCUGCAGCAAGGUGGGGUCUCUAUGCUGGAAUGAUUCACACACUACCUGCUCCACGUCUGCCGUCACAAGAUGCUGCAGUGGCAUUGCAACACGCCUCGUAUUCCACCUCACCUCUUUACUGCCAUUGCUUAGCGCAAUCGCUCUCAUCCCUCCCGAUUCCACUUCACUCCCCAUCUUCUUCCCCUCCCUCUCUCCCGCGCAUCCCCCCCUUCUUUCCGCCUGCCAGCACCCGCACGCCCUCGCCCUCGUGGCGGCGUGCGCUCUCAGGGGGCAGCCCGCCGCCCUGUACGUCCUCCACGCCUUCGCCCUCCGCGCCCGCACCGCUGCACCCUCUGCUCUCGCUGCUCCCACUGCUCCCACCAGCUCGCAGAAGAGAGAUCCUGCAGCGGCAGCUGCAACAGCAAGAGUGGCGCAGGCGGGUCGCGAGGCAGGGGAUUGAACGGGCAGUGCUGGGGGAGGUAGUGGCGGAUGGGCACGUGUGCCGCAGACUGCACUGCCUCGCUGCGAGGCUGCAGGCUGCUGCUCCUGCUGCUGGCGACGCAGCAGCUGCGGAAUGGGGCGUGCCACGUGUGCCUGCUGACGUGGAAUGCCAGCUGGCAAGUGUGCUGUGCCCGUUGGCUGCGUGCAGGAUGGUGCAGCAGGCGGCAGAUGCAGGCAGUGCAGGUGGUAACGCAUGUGGCGUCGCUGCUGGCGGUGUUGUUGGCAGCGAUGGGGAGGAGGGUUCGGACUGGGAUUCAGAGAGUGGGGAAGUGUGGAUGGGGUGGACGGGCGGGGAGAGUGACGACGACGAGAGUGAAGGGGGCGAGGAAGGGGGAGAGCGUGCAGAGAAACCAAAGAUAGAGGGUCUCGCAGUGGGAGCUGGAGGGGCCGGUGCAGAGGGAGAUGACGCGGUUCUGAGGGGUUUUGGGAGGGCGCUAUCGCUGGUUCUCGCUCAGUACGAGGCCGGGGUUGCCCAGCUCGCCCGUGCAUGCAUCGCCUCUCUUUCUGCCUCAUCUCCAACAGCAGCAACAGAUUGUUCCAGCCCUGCACGCUCACAAGCAGGCACUCCAGCCGGUCCGUCAGAUGCUGUGCUUCUACUGGCCAUGCGGAGCAGGCGACUGAGGGCGCAGCUGAGGCGCCUGGUGAUGUUGCUGGGGAUGGAUCCGAGAGCGAGGGAGACAGCAGGUGGUGAGAGGAAGGGGCACCCAUGGGAGGACGGGGCGCUAAGGGGGAGGGAGACAGCAGGGGGAAAGAUGGAGGAUGCAUGGUCGGUGGUGUACCAGUGCCCUCAGAUGGUCAUGCCUAGCUCGUCAGAUCAAAGCAGUUCAGGCAUGAGAGACAUGCCUCUCACUCCACCCCCUCCACACACGUCCCACACGCACCACAUGCACUGCACGCCCCACACGCACCACGCAGACCGUGCUGUUGCUGCCAGCGGUGGCACUAGAGGCUUCGACACACCUCGGUUCCUGUCCAACCAGGCAGCAGCAGUCGGCGAGGCGUGGAGUGCGGCACUCUUCCUUCGUCCCAGCAAGAUCAACCACCUGCUGCCCUUGUUCCUCCAUCCAGUGUCACGCCUCGUUGUAAGAACAGCACAGCAGCAGCACAUACUCCUCUCCGCCCCCGACCCCACCAUUCGCCAGCUCGCCUCCCGCCUCUCCUCCCUCCUCUCCGCCCUCCUCCUCCCCCACUCACACCCCUUCCUCUCUCUGCCAACCAAUGGAAAUAAGCCAAGUCACAUUCAAACAGCGCUCGCGUCUGAUUGGUCCAUCGAUUUCACCCUGGCAGGGGUGGCCCGAACCAGAGAGAUCGUCCAGCACCGACUUGCCAUUGCUGAGCUGCAGGUUCGGCAGCUUCUAGACUCCCUGGAGCCCCAGUCUAGUGCAGAAGGCGAGGCUCGGAUGGCUGAUGUGGGUGAUAGAGUGGAGGUGCAGAGACAGUUAGGGCCUGCACCCACCCACAGAGAAAUCGCGGGACAAGCAUUGGGGAGGGAGGAAGAGGAGCAGGGAAGAGGGCACGGGGGAAAGGAGCAGGGAAGAGGGCAUGGGGGAAAGGAGCAGGGAAGUGGGCAUGUGGGAGAGGAGCAGGGAAGAGGGCACGGGGGAAAGGAGCAGGGAAGAGGGCAUGGGGGAAAGGAGCAGGGAAGUGGGCAUGUGGGAGAGGAGCAGGGAAGGGAGCAGAUCUGCUCUGGCUGUGGCUGGUCGCAUGACCCCUCCUGGCACGUGCCUGGUGAUGACGUGGCAGCAGAUGAUUGGCCCUGGAAGGGCACUCAUCCCCCUCCUCUUUCCAAUCUGCUUGUCUCCCCCAACCGCACCACACCCAGCCAUACUGCACCGAAUCCCACCGGCCUCAGCCCCACGUUGCGGCAGGCAUGGGUGGAGUGCGGUGCCAUGCUGCAGCUCACUGACCCCCGCUCUGGCCCCGCCUUCCCCUGGACGUGGAUGGCCUGUAACGAGGAUGCUUGUAGCGGGGAUGGAUCUGGCGGGGGUGCGAUUCAUGGUGCUAGUGGCAUCUCAUGGCAUGCAUUGCUCCAGCAUCCACGGAGGCAUGGGGGGGGUGCUGCUGAAAGUGCACAGGAGACAGGAAAGGAGGGUGUUGGUCAGAGAGAAAACAAAGGAGGAAUUCAGGGAGCAAAGGAGGGACCAAAGGAGGGAGCAAAGGAGGAAAGGAAGGAGGGCUCAAGAAAGGGAGCGGCAGGUAGUGGGGGGCGAAAGCAGAAGGGCGUUGAGGAUGAGAGUGGAAAGCACAGCAUGAAGCAGAGUGGGAGGCAGACUGGGAAACAGGGUGGAAGGCAGACAGGGAAGCAGGGUGGGAGGCCGGGUGGGCAGCAGAGUGGGGAGGAUCUGGGUGGAAGGCAGGGUGGGCGUAGAGGGGCAGCAGGGAGGGGAGGGGUCCAUGUGACGAAUGAGGAGAGGCGGCUGGUUGGCAUGGCCGUCACAGACAUGGAUGGGAGCUUCGAUGAUGCCGUCCAUGCCCACCUGCUGCUGCCCAUCCGUGCAAGUCACGCACUGGUGAGCAGGGCAGCAGUGCAGGUGCUGUUCACAAUGGGGCGCUACCGCGACCACUGCACCGCACUACACUGCCUCUUCCUCUCUCCCCACUCCGCCCUGCCCUCCGCCCUCCUGCACGCCCUCCAUGCCAUGGACUGGGCCAGCCUUCGCUCGCUACCAGAGCAGCAGCACGCGCUCUCAUCCGCCCUGGACACGGCCAUCUCGCGAGCCUGCCUCUCCUCCCUCCCCUCCUCCUCCCUCUCCCGCCUCCACACAUUCAUCUCGCCAUCCUCCCUCUCCUCCAUAACAUCUCUGCCGCCUCACCCAAUGUUACCAGGGUUGGGAGGGUUGCGAGGCCAGGGGGGAGGGGUAAUGGGCAGGCUGGGCGCGUUUGACUUUGUGCGGGUGGGGUACGACCCUGGCUGGCCUGCCAGCGUGGUGAUUCCCCCCCAGCUGGUGCAGCAGUAUGCAGACGUGCUCACGGCGCUGAUCCGGCUGCAGCACGUGCAAAGGGCCGUUGAAAAUAUCACGCUUCAUGUCAAGCGUGCGUGCAUUGCAGCUGGUUUUGGGGCAUUCUGGAGGGCAGCCACACCCUUCCCGCCACUCACCGCUCCCUGUGUUCGCCCUCCUGCUCUCUUCCCCUCCUUCCCCCCUCCCAGCGUGCGUGCAGCACAGCUAGUGUCCUGCAUGCUCGCCUUCAUGAGCGCUCAGCUGCAGCGAGCAGCGCAGCAUGGGGACCAGAUACUGCUGCUGGGCACUCAGGCAGAACACAUGCCCUAUCUGGUGGGUCUGGGUAUUCCAUUGGUAUAA
Molecule: messenger RNA, 3861 nt
Organism: Closterium sp. NIES-65
Lineage: Eukaryota; Viridiplantae; Streptophyta; Zygnematophyceae; Desmidiales; Closteriaceae
Source: the annotation of a GenBank genome assembly